This is a messenger RNA of Bombus pyrosoma, 897 nucleotides long. Its product is annotated as zinc finger protein 236-like. Gene Ontology annotation, biological process: regulation of transcription by RNA polymerase II. The record is from RefSeq and is a predicted model, not a curated record. The coding region runs from base 1 to 897 and encodes 298 amino acids. The transcript has 3 exons. Lineage: Eukaryota; Metazoa; Arthropoda; Insecta; Hymenoptera; Apidae. Gene Ontology annotation, molecular function: DNA-binding transcription factor activity; RNA polymerase II cis-regulatory region sequence-specific DNA binding.
AUGCCGCGUUGUUUGAUCAAGUCUAUGACAAGAUACAGAAAGACCGAUAGCUCUUCUGAAGAGGCAGAAUUACCAUGGACGCCGCCGUCAUCGGUUGAUGCGAAGAGAAAACAUCAGACCAAAGAUAAUUCUACGAAAUGUAGUAAUAUAUGGACGUCUUCAAAAUUACCAAUCGUAACACGAUAUACGUUUAACAAAAAAAACACUAUGUUGUGGAAUAAAGAAUCUAAUGUAGACGAAGUAGAGUUAGGGAUGAUAAAUUUUUCCGACAUCGAAAAUACGAUAUCGUCGACUACUACGAAUGUUUCCAUGAAUACCAAUCAGGUAGUGAUUGACCCUAAUAAUAAACAAAACGUGGAGAAAGUGCAAAUACCAUUGACAUCAAAUUCCGAAAAAGUAGAGUACCCGGUAAACGUAAGUAAUAAUGAAAUCAAGGUGGCAGUAAAUUUGAAUAGGACGUUCAAUGAAACCGAGAAUCAAACGACCUCGCAAGCAUUAUAUCUUACUCCAAAUAAGAAACAGAUUGAUUCCCAAAAUCAGUAUCUGGGUGGCAAUAUGAAAACGUCGGGAGUGGAGAACCCACAAAAUUGGAAGCGAAAUAAAACUAUGCAUUAUUGUCCCUACUGCCGCAAAAGCUUCGAUCGUCCAUGGGUGUUGAAGGGUCAUCUCCGCCUACAUACUGGUGAACGACCUUUCGAGUGUCCAGUCUGCCAUAAAUCUUUUGCUGAUCGAUCAAAUUUACGUGCGCAUCAAAGGACACGGAAUCACCAUCAAUGGCAAUGGCGAUGCGGGGAAUGUUUCAAAGCAUUCUCACAAAGACGAUAUUUGGAACGACAUUGCCCGGAAGCUUGUAGAAAAUAUCGAAUAUCUCAAAGGAAGGAACAAAAUUGUAGCUAG